CGGAACGGCCGCUCCGUGGCACGGAUACGGAUUCCGCACCCGGAGACCCCCGAGGCGAUAUGGAGAGGUUGAAGAGGUGGUUGUGGGGCGGGAGGGCGGAGGAGCUGAGCGGGGUUCAGGGGGUGGUCCGCAGCACGGCCGGCUUCGCCCUGGGAAUGGGCCUGGCCGCGCUGUACGGGGCUUUGGUGCUGCUGGUGCAGAGGAGCAACGCGUGGUUCUGCUGGCUGAGCAGCGCCGUGCUGGGAGCCGUGCUGGGCUUGGGGAUGGCCUUCUCCAUCAAAGUGCGCCUCUCCGUGCUGCUCACCUUGCCCCACGUCUUCACCAGGGAGGGUAAGAUCCUGCUGCUGCUGCUGGCGCUGGGCAUGGCCGUGCAGGGCCCGUGCACCAACGUGUUGCACAACUUUGCACGAGUGGCCGAGUCCGUGGCGUGUGGGGCAGAGCUGGCACUGAAUCAAACGGCUGAGAGGAUGCAGCGCGCGCGGGAACCACUGCUGAACGUCCUCUCCAAAAUCAAAGACAUCGCCCAGAAAGCCAAAGUGGUGGGCGACCGCGUGCGCAAAUUCUUCCGCGCCAUCAUCGACGGCGUCACCCACGUCGCCCGCGCUCUGCGCAACGUUUGGCUGUGGCUGAGCAAUGUGGGCGACGUCUGCAACCGAGAGAUGGGGACCCCCUUCCACCGCUGCCUGCGCCUCUUCUCCGACGCCAAGGACAACUGCGAGCGCGCGCUCUCCUUCCUCUUCUUCCUCUGCUACAUCAUCAUCACCUUCAAACCCCUCUGCGGCCUCGCCAGCAUCGGACUCCUCUUCUGCAUCAUCCCCAUGUACAUCCAGUCCUUCCUCAGGAGGGUCGUCGCAGAGCCCAUCAACCGAGCGCUGGACCGCCUGCGCAGGGAGUUCGAGUUCAACAUCUCCGUCUCGCACCACUUCGACGUGACCCUCAACUCCAGCAAGACGUUGGCAGACGUGGCCAUGGACAUCAUGGAGGGGGUGGCCCGGCGCCUGCAGCCCACCCGGCAGCUGCUGGGGCUCUCCGCCUACGUCUCCUCCUGCGCCAUCCUCUACAUGUACCUGCAGGCGCUGCGUUACCGUUACCGUUACCUGCGGGACGAUACCUUCGACAACGUCUACAUCACCGGGCGCUUCGUGCAGAUGGACGCGCAGCGGGCGCAGGUGGGCCGCCCCACUGUGCUGCCCCUGAGCAUAAGAGAGAGCAGCCGCUACAUCCACCCCGGCAUGCCGUGGCUGUCGCAGCAGGAGCGGCAGCGCUACGGGCUGGAGCUGACGGGGUUCCUGCGCUACGUGCUGCUGGGGCUGAGCCUGGUGCUGGCCGACUACAGCCUGUUCUGGCUGCUGGACCUCGUGCGGCAUCAGAUGCAGGGCGAGAUCGUGGCCAGGGCCCCGGCGGUGUUGGCUGUCAGCGUGGAGGGCUCGGGUUACACGAGCGACAUUUACCGGGACGUGGUCUCUUCCUUCGAUGUUCUGCAACGGGGCAACGUCUCGGUGCUGUCCCAGCGCUGCCUCGUGCAACCCGUGGAGCCCGAUUACGGCACCUACAUCAGUAUGGGGAUCCUGUAUGGCAUCUGCUUCUUCAUCGCGCUGUGCGGCAGCCACGUGGCACGGCUGCGACGCGUGGUGUGUGCCGCGUAUUACCCGACCCGUGAGCAGGAGCGGACGGUGUUCCUCUAUAACCGCAUCCUGGCGCGGCGCAAGGGGUUGGUGCACGCCCUGCACCGGGCUGCCAGGCAGAGCGCGGCCGAUGCGGGGGGCAGCAUUCUGCUCCGCUUCCUCGGCUCCCGGGUGCCCGGCUUCACCCCACUGCUUCAGCUCCUGGGCACGCAGCAGAAGUGCUGCCUGGCGUGUGGGGCGAUGGAGCAGAAGGGCCUCCACACGUGCAUCACCGUGGGCUGCAAAGGGUUGUACUGCAGCCAGUGCUAUGCUACCCUAAACAACGUCUGCUCCGUGUGUAUGGGACCCCUGAGCUACAAGGACAUGGGGGAUGAGGAGAUUGACUCCAGCGAUGAGGAGACACCGGAGCUGUGGUUGGGAGCGCUGCGGGCGCUGCGGGGUCAGGAGCAGCAGCAGCUGCGGGAUCAGGGCAGGCAGUUGGAGGAGAGCAUCCGCCGGGUGGUGCGGGGACGGGGGGGCGGCCGCCGAUUGCCCCCCAAGAUUGCAGCGCGGCUGCGGGCACAGCUGGAGGAGAAGGAGGAGGAGAGAGGCGGCGACGACGACGACGACGUGGGCGGUGAGGACAGCUCGGCGUCCAGCCUCGAUUUCAGCUACCAGGAGCAGCCCGAGGGCAGCGGCAGCGAGCUGGAGGAGGUGAGGGCUGAGCGGCCGCACGGCAGAACGCGGUGACGGCGGGACGGAGCCACGCAGACGGCUCAGCGGCCACGGAGAGAUGCCGUGGGGACGUGGGGACGUGGGGACGUGGGGAGGUGGGGAUGUGGCUGCAGCCCCAGAAGCACGAUGGAAGCCGGGAGCAAACAGGGAGGGAAUGGCAAAUAAAGCGCCCGGUCCUCGAGCCAGCCGUGUCCCCGAGUCCUGAGCUGCUGUCCCCUCCCCCCGUGGUGGCCCCGUCCACGCGCCGUGUCCCCAGCACUGAGCCUCAGACCCACGCUGUCCCCGUCCCCAACGCCCCCGAAAUGCCCCCAGCCCCACGGUGCCCCCACGUCCAUCCCGUGCAUCCUCCGUCCCCAUCAUGUCUCCACGUGCACCCCUAUAUUGUCACCCAAUCUGACUCCAUUGCGUCCCCAUGUUCAUCCCCAUAGUGUCCCCAGAU
Messenger RNA from Gallus gallus (chicken), 2778 nucleotides. RefSeq names its product DC-STAMP domain containing 2 (gene DCST2). Gene Ontology annotation, cellular component: membrane. Lineage: Eukaryota; Metazoa; Chordata; Aves; Galliformes; Phasianidae. The record is from RefSeq and is a predicted model, not a curated record. The coding region runs from base 60 to 2354 and encodes 764 amino acids. The transcript has 15 exons.